Molecule: messenger RNA, 3511 nt
Organism: Porites lobata
Lineage: Eukaryota; Metazoa; Cnidaria; Anthozoa; Scleractinia; Poritidae
Source: the annotation of a GenBank genome assembly
AGCUAUAUUCUUGUAGACGAUGCAUGUCAUUUAUGGGUGAUAAGAUUUAGCUUGAUUAAGCUUGACGCUUGAUUUAGCCUGACGAAGCUUGAUUCAUUGUGUGAAAGUUCAGUUCUGCGCGCGUCAAACGUAAUUUCAACUGAGGUACGUUGACUAGCUUACAGUAAGCGCGUUUUUGUUUUGCUUUUGCGAGAAACCGAACAUCGGAAGUUCCACUUCACAAGCGGCAAGGCGAGUUAUGUAUGCUUUAAGCUUAAUUUAUUUCCUUUUUUCCGUAGGUAGACGUUUGUGCAUGUGUGCGUUUGUGUGUUGUCCAUUUUACAAUUUGUGUGUCUGCGGAGGGCCGUGCCGUAAUUUGUUUUAUUCAAUUUGGCUUCCAAAUUCUCUGGUUAUUCAAGGAAGCCAAUGCCUUUCUGCUAUCUAAAUAUAGUGGUGUAAUUACUUUACAUUUAAAUUUCGUUCUUUUGCUGUUUAGAAUAACAGAGUUAGUCGUUCUUGUUCGUUGUUGCAAACAUGGCCAAGAAGUCUUCAACGAAAGGUUCGAAAUAGGACUUCAGCGCUUUUGAAGUUUGAUAAGAAUCCGUCGAAAAAAGUUUGGUUUAAGCAUCGCUUGAUACGCUGAUACUGGAUACUAUACUUAAUAUCACUUUGCAAAUUUCAACAUCAGUCGGGUGAAAUUUAAUAAAUCUUUUCACGAUAAUGGCCCUAUGUUCACACCUGUUCUAUUUCAAAGGUAUCCGUAACGCUAAUAAUGUUUUGUCAAAGGAAAAAGAAAAAACAAGAUCGAAAAGAAAAACUUAAUAGGAAUUCACUAACCAUACAAGUUACAUUUCGAUAUUUUUUAUAAAUAGGAAAACACUUUUGACAACGCACUCGUAGGCUCCUCAAAUAUACCUGUAAAUGUAAUUGUUUUUCUUGUGUGCUUAUACCAAUUAGUUAUGGAAGAAAUUAGAUAUAUCUCAUCUUUAACAACGUUUGCAUCUAGAAUUAGAAAAACAAACAUGACGGGAACUAGUUAAUAAUUCUAACUGUCAGAAUUACUAUUCAUGCCACUCUUAAUUUAUUUUUAGUGCUUAUAUCCUUAUAUAUAGCGAUACAUGCUUGUCAGACAUUUUAUAGACCUAAUUUACACCACUAUAUUUAUUAUUUUAAGCAUUUUAUUUCUGUGUAUGUUUUUAUGGAAGUACUUGGAAGAUCAUGUGUUAAGGUGGCUCGAUUGGAUUUUUCAGGCUUUAAGCAUUUACUACGUUGCCAUUAAAAAAGAUAUGGAAAACCGAUUACCACAGCUUUCUCAGACAAAAGAUGAGCAAUGGGCGCUUUGUUGUCAUCGGAGUCGUCAUAGCAACGCCAUUAUGACUUCAUUAUCUAUUUUCCCUUGCAUCCCCCAUUUCUCGUCACUGGGAUUUUUUUUUGAAAUUUUUUUCCACCAAUACCUGCCCCAAUGUUCGCGGAGUUUGAGCAAAAUCUAUGAGAACGCCGUUUCAAAUUAUUAUUUUGCGAUGAAGUUUUUAUGGUCAGAAACACAGUGUAAACUGGGCAAUCUUGAUGUUUUUUCGUUAUCUUUGGAAAAAAACAAGAGCUUUUGACAAUUUCACCGCAAAGUAGAUCCAACCUUUUCGAAAGCGUGUGUGCAAGAUCAUGUGGAUAGCUUUAGCCAAUUGCCGAAAGAUAAAGAUUGAUUAGCGUUACUGGGAAUUUUUUCCCACAAUGUUUUCCUCCAAUACCUACGACAAUUUUCGUGAAGUUUGAGCAAAAUGAUAACGUUUGCGAGUUAUUUUGGCAUGACGUUUUCACGGUUACAAACACGGUUAAAACUGAAUAAUCUUGAUGUUCCGCCGUUAUUUUUGGAAAAAAAAAAGACGUGCGUGUGAAAGAUCAUGGGGAUAGCUUUAGCCAAUUGCUAAAAAAGAAGGAUUUGAUUACCAUCAAGAUUUUUUUGUUUUUAUUGAUGUUUAUCACAAUUUUACAACGAAUUUAAACAAGAUAAACUCAAAGGCAAGAAGAAAGAAAUAAAAAGAAGAGCAAACGUAUUUCAUAAUUCACAGAGUAAAACACUACAGUUAGUUAAGGAAAGAAAAAAAAGUAGAAAAAAACCACUACGUCAAGGUUUCAACGGAAUAUACUAAGGGAAGAAUUAUAAACUGUGAUCAAGCCAAAGUACGAUUAAAUGGCCAUUUGUUAAAUUUCUAGAAGCAAAAUAAACUUAUGUAAUCUUAACAUUAGCUGGUUAUGUAAAAUUGAAGCCUUAAGCCUUUUCUGUCCUUUCCUGUCUUAAGAAUUGAAGCCUGUAGAAUUGAAGUCUUAACAUUAGCUGGUUAUGUAGAAUUGAAGCCAGGGGCCAUUUGAAUGAAUAAUCACUACUAUUUUAAUUGGGAAGGCAGUUUUCAAUCUGACCACAUGGAUAGUGUAAGUAGACAACAAGCUUUCAUUUGCUUUCUCGUGUUUUUUCUUUAUAGAUGCUUUUCAAUUUAAGGUAUCCGAGAAGCUGAACUUUUUGAGGGCAGCUUGGAGAAAGUCAACCCAGCAAAUUGUAACCAAACCAAACAUGGUACGACACGGUACGAGAAGUUUGCGUAGUAUUAUUUUUCCAUUUGCCUGCAUUCUAGUUUUUGGUAUGGUGACAAUGUUCUUGCUUGAAUAUUAUAUUUACAUGCAGUUUUGGCAUAAACGCCUCGAAAUAGCAAACAAACGUGGCCAAUACAAUGCUGGUACAGAAAAACAUCUUAAUCAAAAUGGUUUCAACAGAAUGGAAAUUAAACGAUCUCGAAUCUUAUGUUGGAUACCAACCUCUCCAACCAGCCUCACUAAAAGAGCAAAAUCAGUGAAGGAUACAUGGGGGAAACGCUGUGAUAUGCUUUUGUUCUUCAGUUCGAAAGCGGAUUCCAGAUUUCCUGCAAUCGGGUUAAAUGUUAGAGAAGGAAGAAACACACUGUUCGACAAAACCCGUGCAUCACUCAGAUAUAUUUAUCAACACCAUCUGCACGACGCUGAUUGGUUUUUGAAGGCAGAUGACGACACUUACGUGAUCGUGGAAAAUCUCCGAAAUUUUCUGACCAAGUUAAAUCCCUCGGAUCCUCAUUAUAUCGGAAGGAUGUUUACUACGCAUGGCGGAUACAACACUGGAGGGGCUGGCUACGUUUUCAGUCGCGAAACGUUAAGAAUAUUCAAGAAAGCGCUGGACGAGGGUGGCUGCCCACGAGGAGGUGGUGAAGACACAUUUGUAGGAAAAUGUCUCAAAUCUCAGGGAGUGAGGCCCGUGAGUACGAGGGAUUCAAGCGGGAGAGAAACAUUUUUUCAGUUUAGAACUGCACCCCAAUUGAUACCAGGCCGUCCACCGCAUGGCUUCCUCUCGAACUACAGCUUUCCUCUUCCUUAUAAAAAUGGACCCGAAUGCUGCUCAGAUUAUCCAAAUACUUUUCAUAAAGUCACACCAGCGAUGAUGUAUCUACUUGAAUACUUAAUCUAUCGUGUCAAAGUUAAAACAAUAUAUAAAGGAACAAUAUAUAAUUGA